Soboliphyme baturini is the source of this 231-nucleotide messenger RNA. Lineage: Eukaryota; Metazoa; Nematoda; Enoplea; Dioctophymatida; Soboliphymatidae. The record is from the annotation of a GenBank genome assembly.
AUGGAAGAUAUGUGCAAAGCCGCUGACGGCAGUUUUCUUCAAAUCGAAAUACAGCGUUCUGUUCAGUGCCAGACACCGGCCGCUGGUCCGGGUCCGGGUCCGGGUCCGGGUCCGGCGAGUGCCACCGUCGCACGACAAGCCAAACGGGACGUAGAUGGAUGGUGUGAUUUGUUUCCUCGUCGCCCGAUCGUCAACAGCGAUCGAGACUCACUGUCUAAAUGUUACCCGUGA